This is a messenger RNA of Eriocheir sinensis (Chinese mitten crab), 7324 nucleotides long. It is a transcript of the gene Sra-1, whose product is annotated as cytoplasmic FMR1-interacting protein-like. Gene Ontology annotation, biological process: regulation of actin filament polymerization; regulation of translation; cell projection assembly. The coding region runs from base 1075 to 5829 and encodes 1584 amino acids. The transcript is spliced from 30 exons. NCBI's taxonomy places the organism in Eukaryota, Metazoa, Arthropoda, Malacostraca, Decapoda, Varunidae. The record is from RefSeq and is a predicted model, not a curated record. Gene Ontology annotation, cellular component: SCAR complex; neuron projection; synapse. Gene Ontology annotation, molecular function: RNA 7-methylguanosine cap binding; small GTPase binding.
AUGAACGUGCCUGAGUUAUGAGUCAAAUAUCAAAUGCGGUAACUCCUUCAAGCUCCAACCACUCCCUAAAAUAUUUUAUAACAAACCUAUGCCCUCAUUUUACUUACUAGCCCCGCCCUUCCUGUCCAAUAUGUUACUUUCAUCAAAUGGUCACUUAUAUGUUCCUGGGAAAAGUCAUAUUAUUUACGAUAUUUUGUUACCUUCAGCUGAAUGAUGUCUACGGCCGGCGAAUGCAAGAAUUUUUUUCCUACAUUAUAUACUCAUGUCCUUGUGACGAUUUGGUUAAGUAACACGAGUUAACACCCUCCCCCCCAUCUACGUUAUAUAACUUUCGAAUGACCCCUUAAUUUACAUAGAUUUUAAAGUUUGGUAAGUGUAACUAUUGUGCACAAACCAGGAACCAUCGGUUAAUAUAUACCCGUCACAAUAAACUAUCAGUCAAUCGAAUUAAAAAAAAUCAUAAAAUUUUGAUGUCAACGUUUGGAAAUAUGAAUCCGGUUAGCAUUAGUUAAGUUCAAAGGCUACAUGCUAGUUGCCUAUUUCUACAGUAUUCAUGAACCGAACUGGGAUUUGAAAUGAAGUCCUUCCCUCGUAUCCACCGAUCACAUUUAUAGCGCAGCAAGCAAUCAAAGCAAGCCAUUCCCGCGUCGCUAAAGCUGCUGACAGUGUAGGGACGUGAGGCAACUCCCUCCUAGACAAAAACAAUGCUGAGGUUUGCUGCGAUUACCAUUUCCUGAGCGGCGGUGACUCCCGGAGGCGCUGAUAACGAGUGACGUGCCAGGCUGAGAGGCGCGGCUGGCGGUAAUCGGGCACUUGGGUCCUGCACGACGGGCCACACUUGCCUAUCAGAGAACGGUGACAGGUAAAGUGCAUAAGAGCCCCUAAUGAGGCAAGCCGAGGUACAGUGUCACCGCGCUGAGACGAAAAGGGAGAUGAAGUAAAGUGAUGAACUGUGUUAUGCCGCGGCGUGUGAAGCGUGUUGCAGGUGUCGGUGGUGGUGGUGUGUGCGUGAGGGCCGCGCAGGCGACGCGUGAGUGUAGUGCAGCCCCGGGAAACUGAAAGGACGCCCCAAACAUGAUCGACUUGCCCCCGCCGCCGCCACCUCCUCCAGAAGACUACGACGUGGACUUUCUCCCUCCGCCCCCGCCACCCCCACCCGUUGAUUAUAAUGACGACCUCCCGCCACCCCCCCCACCCCCGGCCAUGCCCUCCGCUACCCUGCAGGACUCGCCGCCGCCGCCCCCCGAGCCGGACUAUGACAUCCCUGAGUCCCCGCCGGAUAGUUAUCAGGUGGGGCGGCAGGACGGGGAGGUCUUGCCUCCGCCCCCGCCCCAAGACUUCCCUCCUGUGGACUACCACCAAGACAGUCAUCCUCACCACCAAGCCCCCGGGAGGAAGGUGAGCCAGGGCAGCCGCCACUCCAGCCGCGCGUCGCUGUACUCUAUUCAGGAGGGCGGCAGCAGGCACAGCGUCUACAGCAUGGGCGGGCUGAGCAACACCAGCACCAUUGGGCCGUGGGGCGAUGUGUUCCAACCCAUGACAAGUUCGCUUCCUCGCCGGGCGUCGUCAGCGUCCGUCGUGGCGUACACUGAGCCCUUGCUGAUGGAGGAGGAGGCGCGGGACAGCAUGUACGGCACCAUGAGCAAGGCCUCCAGGCGCUACUACGACCGCCGUUCCCAGCAGCAGCAGCAGCAGCCUGUUGCGAACCCGUAUGGCACCGUCCGCCGCCAGCCAGGGCAGGUCCGCCGCGCCUCGGACACCCCGGCGAGCGCCACCAUGUACUCCAAGCAAAGGCGGAAGUCGAAGAACGUGGACGGCAAGAAACGAAAGUCCUCUCACAGCAGCCUGGCCGGGGCGUCGAUCACUUCCGGAGACGCCGCCCGUUUCGUGGAGUCAACAGUUAGCCAGCACAGGGAGGAACGCGAGAGGAGGCUGAAGUGCGUGCCGGCCCCUGAGAUUGCGAUGGACAGAAGCAAGAUGGCGGGUGAACGGGUGACCAUCAGCGACGCCCUGAGCAAUGUGGAUGUGCUGGACGACCUGCCGCUGCCGGACCAGCAGCCGGUCAUUGAGGCGCAGGCAUGCUCCGUUGUCUACAUCGCCAACUUCGACACCAACUUCGAGGACCGCAUGGCCUACGUGACGGGCGUGGCCAAGUACAUGGAGGAAGCGGCCACGCAUGCUGAGUUGAACAAGCUGCUGGAGGAAGGUGAGCAGCAUGCGGUCAUGCUUUACACGUGGCGCUGCUGCUCCCGGGCCAUCCCGCAGCCCAAGUCCAAUGAGCAGCCCAACCGUGUCGAGAUCUACGAGAAGACUGUGCGGGUCCUCUCCGACGAGGUGAAGAAACUCACCAAGUUUAUGAAUUUCCAGCGCAAGGCCAUCGAUGUGUUCUGCACCCAGGUGAAGAGGCUGUGCCACCAGGAGAAGAGGAAAGACUUUGUGUCCGAGGCCUACCUGCUCACCCUCGGCAAGUUCAUCAACAUGUUCGCUGUCCUCGAUGAACUCAAGAACAUGAAGUCUAGUGUGAAAAAUGAUUACUCUACUUAUAGAAGAGCUGCUCAGUUCCUGAAGGUGAUGAGUGACACCCAGAGCCUCCAGGAGUCCCAGAACCUGUCCAUGUUUCUGGCCACCCAGAAUAAGAUUAGAGACACCCUCAAGGAGAAGCUCACGGCAAUACCCUCCUAUGAAGACCUCCUCUGUGAUGUGGUGAACAUCUCCGUGCACAUGUUUGAGAACCACAUGUACCUCACGCCCAAGGAGAAGCAGAUGCUGGUCAAGGUGAUGGGCUUCGGCCUCUUCCUGGUGGACUCCGAGAUCUGCAACAUCAACAAGCUGGACCAGAAGAAAAAGAUUAAGAUAGAUAAGAUUGACAAAAUAUUCAAGAACCUGGAGGUGGUGCCCUUGUUUGGAGACAUGCAGAUUGCUCCGUUCAACUACAUCAAGCGCAGCAAGAACUUUGAUUCCAAAAUGUGGCCCAUGUGCAGUGCCUCCUCCAUCAGCCCACAGGCAGACCUGAUGUGCCACCUUCCCCGCAUCAGGGAUGAGCACAUCAAGUACAUCUCGGAGCUUGCCAGAUACAGCAAUGAGGUCAUCACUACCUACAAGGAGACGGCACGGACCGAUGCUGAGAACAAGGACAUUGCAGACCUGGCUCUCCGUGGGCUGCAGUUCCUGAGUGAGUGGACCAGUGUGGUGACGGAGCUGUACUCCUGGAAGCUGCUGCACCCCACUGACCACCACAGCAACAACCACUGCCCUGCUGACGCUGAGGAGUAUGAGAGGGCAACACGUUACAACUACACCAAUGAGGAGAAGUUUGCGCUCAUCGAGGUCAUCGCCAUGAUCAAGGGGCUGCAGGUGCUGAUGGCCCGCAUGGAGACUGUCUUCCUCGACUCCAUCCGCCGCAACAUCUACCAGGAGCUGCAGGACUUCGUGCAACUCACCCUCAGGGACCCGCUGCGGAAGGCCAUCAAGAACAAAAAGGAGCUCCUCAGGACGAUCCUUGUGUCUGUGCGGGAGACCUCGGCUGACUGGCUGAAGGGUGUGGAGCCCCCUGAGGACCCAGCUCUCAAGGGCAAGAAGGACCCGGACAAUGGCUUUGAGAUCAAGGUUAACCGGCGGAAUGUGGGUCCCUCAUCGACCCAGCUGUACAUGGUGCGCACAAUGCUGGAGUCCCUCAUCUCGGACAAGUCUGGAGGCAAGAAGACCCUGAGGAAGGAGCUGGACGGACAACACCUCUGCCAGAUUGAUGAGUUCCACAAGACUUCAUUCUUCUGGACCUACCUCAUCAACUUCAGUGAAACCCUUCAGUAUUGCUGCGACCUGUCUCAGCUGUGGUACCGAGAGUUCUACCUGGAGAUGACGAUGGGCCGCAGAAUACAGACGUGCACGGUGGAGCACCAGCACAAUGACGAGUGCACAGACCUGGUCGUGAUGGAGAAGCGUAUCCAGUUCCCCAUCGAGAUGUCAAUGCCGUGGAUCCUGACCGACCACAUCCUGCGGACCAAGGACGCCUCUAUGAUGGAGUGUGUGCUGUAUCCACUAGACCUGUAUAAUGACAGUGCCUACUACGCCCUCACCCAGUUCCGCAAGCAGUUCCUCUACGAUGAGAUUGAGGCAGAGGUGAACUUGUGCUUUGACCAGUUUGUGUUCAAGUUGUCAGAACAAGUGUUUGCCUACUACAAACAUCUGGCGGGCAGCAUCCUGUUGGACAAGCGCUUCCGCAGUGAAUGUAUCCAGAACAGUUUGAGAAUCCACUACCCUCCAGCUAAUAGGUACGAAACUCUCUUGAAACAAAGGCACGUUCAGCUUCUGGGACGCAGCAUCGACCUCAACAAGCUGAUCUGCCAGCGCAUCAACGCCUCCAUGCACAAAUCCCUGGAGGUGGCCAUUGCCCGCUUUGAAGGGGCCGACAUCACUUCAGUUGUGGAGCUGGAGGGGCUCAUUGAGGUGAACAAGCUGACACACAAGCUGUUGUGUCAGCUGCUGGUGCUGGAUGACUUUGACGCUCAGCUGCGCGAGGCCAACCACAACGUGCUGGCCCCCUAUGGACGCACCACCCUGCACGUGUUCUGGGAGCUGAACUACGACUUCCUCCCCAACUACUGCUACAACGCUGCCACAGGAAGGUUUGUGAAGGCCGUGGUGACAACCUUUGCUCAGCCGGUGCAGCGAGACAAGCCCCCCAACGUGGCGCCCUACAUGGUGUGGGGCAGCAAGGCCCUCAACGUUGCCUUCACUGCCAUCUACAACCAGUAUGCAGGGUUCCUUGGUCCGCCACACCUGCGGUCCAUUGUGCGAGUGCUGGGCUACCAGGGCAUUGCUGUGGUCAUGCAGGAGCUUCUGGAGAUCAUCAACUCCCUCAUCCAGGGCAACAUCCACCAGUUCACCAAGACGCUCCACCAGGCCAUGCCCAAAGUCUGCAAGCUGCCCAGAUAUGACUACGGCUCACCAGGUGUGCUGGGCUACUACCAUGCUCAACUGAAUGACAUCGUGCAGUACCCUGAUGCCCGGGCUGACCUCUUCCACCACUUCCGGGAGCUGGGCAAUGCUCUGCUCUUCUGUCUGUUGAUAGAGCAGUCCCUCACCCUGGAGGAAGUGUGCGACCUUCUACAGGCAGCUCCCUUCCAAAACAUCUUGCCCCGGCCCUUCUGCAAAGAGAACGAGAAGCCAGAGACCAAACAGAAGAGGCUGGAGGCAAAGUAUGCGCCCCUGCAGAUUGUGGCCAACAUCGAAAGGCUCGGCACAGCCAAGCAAGCAAUGAUCGCUCGAGAAGGGGACUUGCUGACCCGAGAAAGGCUGUGUUGUGGACUCUCCAUCUUUGAGGUCAUUCUCACGAGGAUCCAAACCUUCCUGGAGGACCCCAUCUGGCACGGCUCUCCCCCAAGCAACGGUGUCAUGAACGUGGACGAGUGCACAGAGUUCCACCGCCUCUGGUCUGCCCUACAGUUUGUUAUGUGCAUCCCUGUCGGCACCAACAACUAUACUGUCGAGCAGCUGUUUGGCGAGGGCCUCAACUGGGCCGGCUGUUGCAUGAUUGUGCUCUUGGGCCAGCAGAGGAGAUUUGAGGCACUGGACUUCUGCUACCACAUCCUGAGAGUCCAGAAGGUCGACGGCAAGGACGAGGUCAUCAAGGGAAUUCAACUGAAGCGGAUGGUCGACCGCAUCCGAAGGUUCCAGGUGCUCAACUCGCAGAUCUUUGCAGUCCUCAACAAGUACCUCAAGACCAGCGACCCAGACAACCUCCCGGUGGAGCACGUGCGUUGCUUCCAGCCGCCCAUUCACCAGUCCCUCGCAAACCAGACCUACCAGCGGCCGGACCACCUGCGCUGAGACAACACCUCGCCCCCCUCCCAGUUGUCUCCUCCUCUUUCUCCUUCAUCCUCCAGGUGCUGAGAAGGAGUGGCAGUGUGGGAGUGUUAGGUGUCACAGGGGCCACACUUUUAUUUCUCAUGUGCAAUGCUGAACCCCUGCAGUGCCCCAGUUUUGGAGUGCAUGGCUCUGAGGGGCUUUGUGGAGUAUCUUGCCAGUGACCGGUGAUGUGUUGUCCCGAUGAUCGACUGCAGGCUGGCACUGUGGGGUUCCUCAUUGUGCCACGCAUUCUUUGUCCUUGUGGCAAAAUUGUAAACAUCACUUCUUCAUUUUUCUGUCCUCAAUUUUUUUCACAGUUGGUUAGUGGAAAACAGGCAGUAGAAAAUGGAGUGUUUGAACCUUUUGUUCACUACCAGGGGUGUUUUACUUAUGGUACUACUUCAUUGUCAUGCCCCUCAUUACUCUUGUAUAUACAUUCUUUCUGUUCAUGUUGAGUCGGAACAUUGCCACAGCUAAUAGUAUGUGUUGCAGCCAUAGUGGGUUGUUUCAUACCAUAUCUGAGGUUGGUGCAGAAACUUGAAGAGCCACACUUGGGUGACACAAGAGUGGUAGACAGAGCUCAAAAGACAUCUCACAUGGUCCCAAUCUUAAGUAACCAAAUUGUGUUCUGGACAGUGCAUCACACACCCAAGUAGAUGACGAAGCCAUACAUGUGCAACUGUAGUGGUGAGGCAGGAGCAUCUAUAGAGUACAUGUAUGGUGCUGCAGGGCCUGGGAAACACUGAGGAGCUGUCUGUUAAAUAAGGAACUGCUUUGGGAAGACCUAGGUAGCACAACGUUCCAUUGUAUGAAGUGAGCUUAGUAUGCAUGCUAUGAGCUCAACACUCGUGACCUAUAACAUUAUGCAUGAAAUCAAUAUAAAAUGAGCCUUACGUAGUGUACAAAGUUAUCAAGCUACAAACAGUAUAUACUCAUACAUAGGUGUGUGUAACGAUGCCCGUGCAGUCUGAUCAGGGCUUUGUAUAUAAAAUGAGUGCGUUAGGCAUGAAUGGUGCUCAUGAGUAUUGUAAGGAGCCAACAACAACAAACAACUACUAAAAGGAGGUCAAAAGUCAUCAGAAAAAACUUAUACAACAAGAAUCCUCACCAGAAAUGGCUGUGUGCAAUACCAGUUUAGUAUUUCAGUACGUCAUUAGGUUAGGUAUUUUUUUGUUCCUCCUCAUUCAUCUUGUAUUUUUUAUUAUGCCUUGCCUUAAUAAAUACUUAAUUGAUCCCCUUGGAUAUAGGAAACAAAGUGACCCAAGCAGCCAUUAGGUCAGGUCACAGGUUGGUUGUUGUCUUUAGUCAUCCCGGGAACAUAGAGAAAACUUUGUGGAGAAGGAUGUGUGUCGUUAUAUUUGCUCCCCGUCACUUCCAGUCACUUCCCGUCACUUCCUCGACCCAUUAUAAGUUAGCAGACUGCUGGUGAAUGUCUACACAAUAUUGCCAUUUUUAUUAAUAAAUUGACUCAAAUUCA